Molecule: messenger RNA, 834 nt
Organism: Letharia lupina
Lineage: Eukaryota; Fungi; Ascomycota; Lecanoromycetes; Lecanorales; Parmeliaceae
Exons: 4
Coding region: 1-834 (277 amino acids)
Source: RefSeq, a predicted model, not a curated record
AUGAAUGACGCGCCGACAUCUAGAGAGUACUUCAAGCCAGCUUUGCUGGUGGUGGACAUGCAGGAAGACUUUUGCGGGCCUAGUGGAUCGUUAGCAGUGGAAGGUGGACGGGACAUAGCACCGACAAUCAACAGCCUCCUCUCUCUGCCGUUUGCCCUGAAGAUAGCGACGAAGGACGCACAUCCUCAAGGCCACGUCUCCUUUGCAAUAUCCCAUCCCCCCCCAAACAACAAAGCCUUCGAGUCUGCUGUCAAGAUCUCCAAUCCGAUGCGACGACGAAGGACAAGAUCUGGAAGGGUGGGUGGAAGCAACAUCAUUAAGACUACCACAUCUAAUGAUAAGUCUCAUUAUAGCAGUAACUGCAUACCCAGGUAUUUAUCAGACAGGACCCAAUUUCACGAGAUACCGCUUUGGCCGGUGCAUUGUGUUCAAGGUACGAAGGGAGCCGAGAUCAUUCCAGAGAUAGACGUAUCAAAGUUGGAUGAAGUGGUUGAGAAGGGGAAGGAUAGCGGGUUAGAGAUGUUCUCUGGUUUUGCGGAUAUUUUCGGAAGCAAAUCACCGGAGGCAGCCUCGCAAGAUCUUGCCGGAUUGCUUCACUGCGCUGGAAUAACAACGGUCUUCGCCGUGGGCUUGGCAGGAGAUUAUUGUGUCAAAUGUACGGCUCUUGAUGCAAAGAAAGAGGGAUUCGAGGUCUAUGUGGUCAAGGAAGCCACGAGAAGUGUGGAUGCUGGCGAGAAUGGGUGGGGCAAAGCCACAAAGGAGAUGAGGGAGGCUAGGAUCGAGAUCAUCAGCGUCGAAGGUCCGGAAAUGGCGAGAGUCAAGAGCUUGAAGUGA